Molecule: messenger RNA, 5285 nt
Organism: Onychostoma macrolepis
Lineage: Eukaryota; Metazoa; Chordata; Actinopteri; Cypriniformes; Cyprinidae
Gene: sez6a
Product: seizure related 6 homolog a
Biological process (GO): synapse maturation; regulation of dendrite development
Cellular component (GO): dendritic spine; neuronal cell body; endoplasmic reticulum
Source: RefSeq, a predicted model, not a curated record
UCCGCGGUGCUGAAGCUCCACCGCGCAAUCCGCUUAUAACAGUCCGUGAGUCGAGCUCUCUCUGCGUUACUGCCGGAGCUCUGCGCGAUUCACCGGCAAAGACGCGAGUAGCCCACAUGCUUACAAGACCUCACGGACGUUUUAUUUGACAUUCGAGUGAUUCUCACCGCAUUGUUUAACACAAGGACAAAUUGUAGUGUGUUCUGAGGAGUCGUUUCAGUAUGUGCGUAAGGAUCGAGCUCCAAACGAACUGGCUCUUUCUGCUGCUCAUUCUGAGUCUUUCAGUGAUAUACACGCGUUGUCAAGAUGGAACUGUACAAACUCGGAGAGGAGGAGAGUCAGAACCAGAGAGAGAGUUUGACCCUUUCACCAGCAAACAGGAGCCACCAACUGAUGUCCAGCAGCUCACCACAGAUGCGGUACCAAUCCUCCCCAACCUAAGACUGCUCAAACUCCACUCGGCUCUGCUGACCAAGAGCUUCGAGGGAGAUCAGCAGUUUUUUAAAGAGGCGCCGCACACCGUGCCAACAGUCUCUACCUCUACAUCCAACACUGAACAUUCACUUCUGGUGCCUCAGGAGGAUGCAGCUGUCUUCUCUGACCUUGCGACCACAUUGACCAUGACUGCGACAUCUGUGGAACAAAGGACACCCAGCAAAAGCCGUAGUAGAACAUCAGAGAAGAUCAUGGUCACCUCUCCACCUCUCACAAACCCCACCAUUCCAAUAAGCCCUCCCACAAGCACAGGUCAAAAGACAGCUCUCAACACAACAACAAAGAAAGCCUUUGACAAGGAGUACUUUGCCACCACUGUCUCUGUCAACUUCACCUAAAAAGAAUCACGGAGGCCGGAGGGGAAAACCACACCAGGAUAUUUCUCUGAGACCUCUCCAGCUCACUGCGAUAUGAACUUCACAGACGCCGAGGGUUAUAUUGAGCUCCCCCCGGAUGUCUCGUUUGAUUCCCACAUUCAUUGCACCUGCCUGGUUACUGUAUAUCUGGGUUAUGGCGUUGAGAUUCAGGUGCUGAAUGCGAGUUUGGAUGUUGGGAUGGAGGCGGUUCUAGAGGAUCUAGGCGGACCCAUGGCCUCAAUUCUGGCCAACAACUCCAUGUUAUCCAGAGGUCUGGUGCUGCGGAGCUCUAGUAACCAGAUCUCAGUGCAGUUCAGCAGUGAAUGGCCCACUCAGCCUGGAUUAUUACUUUUGCGGUAUAGAGCCUUUGCUCUGAGUUGUGCAUCCCCGCUGGCCCCUGAAAAUGGCGAAGUAUCAGCCACUGGUCUUCAGGUGGGGGGCGUGGCCUAUUUCUCCUGUCUGAUUGGCUAUCAGCUCCAGGGCCCCUCCUCUCUCACUUGCCGAAAUGCCACCUCACCCUACUGGAGUGGCAGAGAGCCCAGGUGUCAAGUUUCUUGUGGGGGGAUGAUGAAAAAUGCCACUCAGGGUCGUAUUGUCUCUCCGGGGUUUCCAGGAAAUUACAGCAACAAUCUGACAUGUCACUGGGUACUGGAGGCCCCUGAGGGCCAUCGGCUCCAUGUUCACUUUGAGAAAGUGGCACUGGCUGAGGAUGAUGACAGGCUCCUCAUAAAGGAUGGGAGUAACAUUGACUCUCCGCCCCUGUAUGACUCGUAUGCAGUCGAGUAUCUGCCCACUGAGGGGGUCACCAGCACAGGCAGGCAUCUGUUUGUGGAAUUCACCAGUGAUGAGAUGGGCACAUGCACUGGCGCUGCCAUCCGAUAUGAAGGAUUUGCUCAGGGCAGCUGUUAUGAGCCGUUUGUGAAGUAUGGAAAUUUCUCUACAAGUGAUCCUGCUUUUGGAGUUGGUUCUGUGGUGGAGUUCACCUGUGAGCCUGGUUAUACACUGGAGCAGGGCGCUGUUAUUUUAGAGUGCGUAAAUGAUGAAAAUCCACAAUGGAAUGAGACAGAGCCAGCCUGCAGAGCGGUGUGCAGUGGAGAAAUAACAGAUUCAGCAGGAGUGGUGCUUUCUCCAAACUGGCCUGAAGCGUAUGACAAAGGCCAGGAUUGUAUCUGGGGUCUACAUGUGGAGGAAGACAAGAGAUUUAUGCUGGAUGUCCAGGUUCUUCGUCUGGGAAAGAAUGACCUGUUGACCUUUUAUGAUGGUGAUGACCUCACAGCCAACAUCCUGGGCCAGUACAGCGGUUUUCUUCCUCGAUUUAGACUCUACACCUCUACAGCCGAUGUGACCGUCCAGUUUCAAUCUGAUCCAGCCUCCAACGUCUACGGAUACAACAAUGGCUUUGUGGUGCAUUUCUUUGAAGUGCCACGUAACGACACCUGUGCAGAGCUGCCAGAAAUCCUUAAUGGCUGGAAGAGCACUUCUCAUCCCGACCUGACCCAUGGCACCGUUAUUACCUACCAGUGUUACCCAGGCUUCCGUCUGCAGGGCUCAGAGAUCCUGAUGUGCCAGUGGGAUCUGACAUGGAGUGGAGACGUCCCCGUCUGCGAGAAAAUUGUGUCAUGUGAGGAUCCGGGGCUAGUGGACAACAGCCGGAGACUGGUAAGCGGCUCUCGUUUCGCUGUGGGAUCAUCCGUGGAAUACAUUUGCAACAAAGGAUACUCACUUUCUGGCCCAGGAGUGCUCACUUGCUACAGCAGAGAUACUGCAGACCCAAAGUGGAGUGAAAGACUGCCCAAAUGUGUCCCUGAAAGAUAUGAACCCUGCAGUAACCCUGGUGCCCCCUCCACGGCCAUCCAAAGUUCAGAGACAGCAUUCUUCCAGGCAGGAGAGACUCUGAGCUUCACCUGCCGUACAGGUUAUGUGCUUCAGGGUGAACCCACUAUCCACUGCCUCCCUGGACAUCCGUCUCAAUGGAGCGGAGCGCCACCCAUGUGCAGAGCUUCGUCAAGAAACAAUGAGGAACACAAAUUGAAUGCUGCUGAUUCAGAGUUUGACGUGGAGGGCGUCAACAUGGCCAUCGCAGUUCUGAUUCCUGUAGCGGUGGUGCUGAUGCUCCUCCUGGUCGUUUUCCUCUGCAUCUCAAUAGCUCAAAGCAAGACUUUUCAGCUUCCUGGCUCGUCAUCUCUACCAUAUGAUAACAUGACAGAAGAAUCUGCAUUUGACAACCCUGUGUAUGAGACGGGAGUAAGUAUGGAUGCCAUGAACCUCAGAGACGUGGGCUCUCACAACACCAUCGUCCUGUCCUGAUCAACCCUGCCUGCCAUUCUGUCAUUCCACCUGUUAUUUAUGACAUUGACUUGGUCUGCAGAACAAAUAGUGCGAAUAAACAGAGUUAAAUGGCUAAACAGCAAACAGAGAAAUAUGCUUUUAUUUUAAAGGCCAGUAUUUAUACUUUAAUGUAGCCGUAUCAGUACCAUGUAAUGGCGCUACUAAAGAAUUAAGGACACGAUAUAUAAUAAAACUGUCUUCAUAAUUUAGUGCUUAAUGUUACAUAAAAUCUUAAGACUUAUUUUAAUGUCUUUUUUGUUUUAAUAUUUCAAGUUCAAAAAUUGCUGCUGUAUAUUCAUAACAUACUAAGGGUUAGAAUAAAAUAUGUCAGGUUGCAGUGGAGAAGGAAAGUCAUGGAGUCCCUCAUGAAAACAUUCAUUUUAGAUGUAAAAACCCAUUUAGGCUCGAGGCUGUGGGUCAUCGAUAUCUAGAACUCAGCAGGUGUGUGUGUGUGCUGGUUUUUGUGGUUUAUGGGGACAAAAUUUGUAUAAUAACAUGGGUAUGACAGAGGUAUUACAAUUUGAAGGAGGUUUAUGAAAAGCUUAAGGCUUAAAAAACAUACUAAAUGGUGUUUUUUUUUUUAUCUAAAAACGCAGACAGUUUCCUGUAAGGGGUAGGUUUAGGUGUAGGGUUGGUGUAGGACAAUAGCACAUACAGUUUGUACAGUAUAAAAACCAUUACGCCUAUGGAGAGUCCCCGUAAACCACUAAAACAAACGUGUGUGUGUGUGUGUGUGUCUCAAUUUACCCUCUUCAUGUUCUCAUAUUGGAUGUUAAUUCUUACUAAUACUGGAGUACCUCAUAAUAACCAAAAAUCAUCUCCUAAUCAUCAAGUUACCGAGUCGCUGAUAUCUGUUGAAUGUGAAAAAUGUGAAAUAUCUGUUGAAUGUGAAAAAUGUCCAAAUUCCACUUGAAUGAUCAUACAAUUAUUAAUGUUUAGUUAAACUAUAUCUCACAGGACUCUUGUUUGUGUUUCAAAUCAUUUAUGCUCACAUGUUCAUCAUUUUGUGUUUCAUGAGUUUUCUCUCUUUUGAUUCAAAUAACAAUAAAAUGCUAAUGAAGCUCUUGAAUUAGCUUGCACAUUGUACAUUUAUAAACUUAUCAAAGCUACAAUACCAUUCAGAAAUUUAGAUUAAUUUUUUUUAUUUUAAAGAAGUAGUGCUUCUCAGCAAGGACGCAUUCAGUUGAUCAAAAGUGACAGAAAAGACAUUUACACUGUUACAAAAAUGCAUAAUGGUUUCCAUAAAAAAUAUUAAGCAGCACAACAUUGAUAAAAAUAAGAAGUGACUUUGAGUACCAAAUCAUAUUAUUGCAUAUCUGAAUGAUUUCUGGAGGAUCAUGUGACACUGAAGACUGAAAUAAUGGCUGCUGAAAAUUCAGCUUUGCAUAACAGAAAUAUAUUACAUUUUAAAAUAUAUAGAAAAGAAAAGUUAUUUUAAACUAAUUACAUUCUAAAAAUUUUCGGUUUUACUGUAUUUUUGAUCAAUUAAAAGCAGCCUUGGUGAGCAUAAGAGACUUCUUUCAAAAAUAUUUUAAAAAUCUAACCCCAAACUUUUAAACAAAUUAUAAUAAAUGUGAUAUUUUUUAGAUGUAUGUCACUUCCAAAGCUGUGUAUUUUUUUUUGCACAAUGUUUUUUUGCUUCAAGUACAACUUGGAUCACCAGCUGUAUUUAAGUGGGCUCUGAAUGAAGACUUUGAACGUUACGACAAAGAGGAACUACUGUACUGAAAUUUGAUUUGUUUAUCUUUUCAGGAUGCAAGGCAAUACGAGGUGUGUAUGUAAAAUUCACCUGUCUUUCUUUUGGCACCUCUCCCUUUUUUCUGCUGGGCUCCUGUAAAUGUAUUUUUCUCCAAGACCUCUGCCAGCACAUUAAUGAUGGUGGACAAUAGGGUGUUAUUUCUGUAGCACAUCAGAGCCUGAGGUUUGUGUUGUACUCUUUUUUUUUUUUGUUUUUUGUCUGGUGAAAUUCCCCAAGGCUCACACCUUGAGGCUGGACUAUAUCAGAAUGCACUGGAGUCUUUGUUUCACAUUGGGGAACCACAGAGGUGGAAGCUGCUUUCACCACAUGCAGCAAAACCUAUGAGAGUUGGGAGAGUGAGAGUCUUG